Molecule: messenger RNA, 20061 nt
Organism: Coregonus sp. 'balchen'
Lineage: Eukaryota; Metazoa; Chordata; Actinopteri; Salmoniformes; Salmonidae
Source: the annotation of a GenBank genome assembly
CGACAGGCUGUUGUUUAUCUUGGGUUAGUAAUAAACCAACCGUACAUUGAAAUUGUUGCAGCUUGCUUCCUGGUUCGUUUCUACUUCUGCGGUGGUCUUGCUGGGACUGUCACAUGCCAGGUAGUAGUUGUGAAAUCACUGCACUGAUAUCGCCAGUGAGCUUGUACUAGUCACAAAAUAACCUACUGUGACUUUCUUUGGCUACUACUGUGCAGAUGCCACCACUGGCAAGGGCGAGUGGCAAAGGGACAAAAAGGUAAGUGCAUUUAAUAAUUGGCACAGCGUCAUGAAAGGUGAUACAUUGGUCCAAAUGCAUCCGCUGGCUGCUGGUGUGUGUGUGUGUGUGUGUGUGUGUAUUGGCUUGAUGUUUUAUAGUGAUUAUAUGGACUAUUUCAGUUCGUCGACAUUGACAAUAGAAUAUUGAUAUAUUUACAUAGCAGGCUCCAUAAUGUACAUAGCUAAUCUAUUACGGCUGGACCUGUUGCGAUGCCUUGUCAUGAGCAGAAAUGUUCAUGUUCAGUUCAGCUAGCCAAAGCAAUAGUCUACUAUUAGCUGCUGGGAACUCCUGUUUGACCAGCUCACGGUGUUUUGAGAUGGGUAGCUGGUAUGGUGCUAGUAGCUGGUUGGAUCAGCUAAAACCAGCUCUGACCACCUCCCAGCUCUAGCUGGUUUGACCAUCUACUAUGACAGGACCCACAAAACAUGUAGCUUAUGAUUUGAACUCUGGUUCCUAAUACAUGUGUAUAACAUUUCUCUCUCUCUCUGUCUGUCUGUCUGUGUGUGUGUGUGUGUGUGUGUGUGUGUGUGUGUGUGUGUGUGUGUGUGUGUGUGUGUGUGUGUGUGUGACCGAGAAGGCCCAAACUAGACUGGAGGUUUGUCCAGAGGUUCUGCAGCAUCCAGAGGGUUCUCUUCCCAUCAUGGUCCAGUCAGAACGUACUGAUGUUGGGGACGUUGGUGGGAGUCACACUCACAGGUGUGGUCAGCUUUUAAGUGAUGGGUCACGUUAUGUUCACAAGUGAAUGGGAAAGAUAGGCACCAUCUUAACUAAUGAAAUGAGACUGUGCCUAUUCAUACGGGGUUGAGGUAAACAGUAUACUCCAAUAAAGUGAUUAGUGAUCAAACGAGUGUGGGAGAGAUCAGUAAAUGGUGUGGUUGGCAAGAGAAGUGGGCGGCAGGUAUCUUAGUGGGUAAGAGCGUUGUGCCAGUAACCGAAAGGUCGCUGGUUCUAAUCCCCGAGCCGACUAGGUGAAAAAUCUGUCGAUGUGCCCCUUGAGCAAGGCACUUAACCCUAAUUGCUCCUGUAAGUCGCUCUGGAUAAGAGCGUCUGCUAAAUGACUAAAAUAAAAUAAAUAAAUAAAUAAGUAAUGAUGUCCACAAGAAUGUGCCCUAUCUGCCCCCUAGAUAAAUGAAGACGUAUUGGGUGAACUGAAGACAACAUCAGUCAGGUUAUUAGGUUAACCUCUCUAUAUUGACUGAUGGCUGUCAAACCCUCAGGAGCUUAGUGCUCUUGAUAUCAGAUAGAGGAAGGGGGUUACGUUUGCAAGACUAUUGAUGACUAUUGUAUUGUUCUCUAAGUGACUUUUAUCUAUGAAUCAAUCACACAGGCACAAUGCAAGGCUGCAGCUAGGGUUGCAAAAUCUUUAUCACUUUAAAAUAAAGUUCCCCUGUUUUUUUUUCAAAAAUCCUAGCUGGAAUAUUCCUGGAAUCUGAAGGGAAUAAGCAUAAGCUUUCUAAGAUUUCUGGAAAAACUGGGUAUUUUUGUGAAGUUAUGGGCCUUUUUGCAAGCCUAACUAAAGCCUUAUCUCUUCAAGAGAUGAGCUGCACCUGUUUCUUUUGUUUUACAAGCCACGUCUAAGCAAAUGGCAGUAAAUUCCCUUUUAUAGUGCACUACUUUUGACCAGAACCCUUGUCAAAAGUAGUGCACUAUAAAGGGAAUAAGGUGCAAUUUGAGACGCAGCCUCACAGUUUGCCGACUCAUCUUCUCUCUCCUCAGAACAGCUGAUCAUUUACCAAGUGGGAGUCAUUCCCAGUCAGUUCUAUGAGGUCCUAUCUGACAAGGACUAUGGAGCGUUCAAGAACCUCGCAGGGUUGGCCUUCCUGCUUAUACUGCUCAACUCCACGGUGAGUAGUUCACUAGUUCUCAAGAGCGUCGACCAGUUCCCUAGUUCUCAAGAGCGUCGACCAGUUGCCACCUUCACCAGUGCAAUCAACCUGAAGCCAUUUUUAUUUGAUAACUUUUUAUACUCACACCAACCCAUUCACGUUUUACCCCAGCUGACAACAAACGAUCCCACAACUUUAGAGAACGUUGCCUAACGUUUUCAUAGGAAUGUCCCAGUGAUGUGCAAGGACUGUUUCCAAGAGGCCAUUCCCUUAAUGUCAAACAGAACAGACAAAGAGCUGUGAAUGGAUCAGUGGUUCACCAAUCAGGGCCUAGAUGGGCUUGGCAACAGUAACAAGGGGUGAUGUGUAAUGAAGAAAAAACUAAUCUGGGGGAAAAUGUCUCUUGGGGACCAUCAGCGACGUCCUAAAAAUGUCUUUAGGGACGUCACCGGAACAUGUCGGGAACUAGACUGUCACGAUCGUCUAAGGAAGCGGACCAAGGCGCAGCGUGUUUAGCGAACAUGUUGACUUUAUUAAAUUAAAGCAACCACGAAACAACAAAACAAAUGACGAUACGUGAAGUCCAAAAGUGACAAUGACUGAACAGGAACAAAAACCCACAAACACAAGGUGAACACAGACAGUUUAAAUAUGGCUCCCAAUCAGAGAUAACGAGCCGACAGCUGACACUCGUUACCUCCGAUUGGGAGUCACUUGACCAAACACGGAAAACACAACCAAUGACAACCCAACCACACAAAACACAACCAAACGAACACACCCUGGCUCAAAAUACAAAGUCCCGGAGCCAGAGCGUGACAGUACCCCCCCCUAAAGGCGCGGACUGCGACCGCGCCUCAAAAACCCCAAACAGGGGAGGGCUGGGUGGGCAUUACUCCUCGGAGGCGGCUCCGGCUCCGGGCUUGACCACCACCCUUCUUCAAUCCCCCCGUAGCGCCCCCGGUCCGAUCUGACCCAGCUGGUAGGAUCUGGACUGACGACGCGCACCCCUGGCUUGGCGCGUGAGGCAGGAACGGACCGGACCUGACAGACGAUACGCACCCUAGGCUUGAUGCGUGGAGCCGGAACGGGCCUCACCAGGCUGACGACUCGCAUCCCUGGCUUGGUGCGAGUAGUAGGAAUGGGCUGGAUCAGGCUGACGGCUCGCACCCUUGGCUUGGUGCGAGUAGCAGGGACGAGCUGAACCAGGCUGACGACUCGCACCCUUGGCUUGGUGCGAGUAGCAGGAACGGGCUGGACCAGGCCGACGACUCGUACCCCUGGCUUGGUGCGAGUAGCAGGAACGGGCUGGACCAGGCUGACGACUCGCACCCUUGGCUUGGUGCGAGUAGCAGGAACGGGCUGGACCAGGCUGACGACUCGCACCCUUGGCUUGGUGCGAGUAGCAGGAAACAGGUCGGGCUGGGCUGGCGACGCACACCGUAGGUUUUGUGCGUGGAGCAGGAACAGGCCGGGCUGGGCUGGCGACGCACACCGUAGGUUUUGUGCGUGGAGCAGGAACAGGCCGGGCUGGGGCUGGCGACGCACACCGUAGGUUCUGUGCGUGGAGCAGGAACAGGCCGGGCUGGGCUGGCGACGCACCCCGUAGGCUUGGUGCGUGGAGCAGGGAUAGGCCGGGCUGGGUUGGCAACGCACACCGUAGGCUUAGUGCGAGGAGCAGGAACAGGCCGGGCUGGGCUGGCGACGCACCCCGUAGGCUUGGUGCGUGGAGCAGGGAUAGGCCGGGCUGGGUUGGCAACGCACACCGUAGGCUUAGUGCGAGGAGCAGGAACAGGCCGGGCAGGGCUGCCGACGCACCCCAUAGGUUUGGUGCGUGGAGCAGGAACAGGCCGGGCUGGGCUGGCGACGCACACCAUAGGCUUUGUGCGUGGAACAGGAACAGGCCGGGUUGGGCUGGCGACGCACCCCGUAGGCUUGGUGCGUGGAGCAGGAACAGGCCGGGCUGGGCUGACGACGCACACCGUAGGCUUGAUGCGAGAGGCAGGAACAGGCCGGACAGGCCUGGCGACGCACACCGUAGGCUUGAUGCGAGAGGCAGGAACAGGCCGGGCUGGGCUGGCGACGCGCACCGUACACUUAGUGCGGGAAGCAGGAACGAGCCGGGCCGGGCUGGCGACGUGCACCGUACACUUAGUGCGGGAAGCAGGAACGAGCCGGACCGGACUGGUGACGCACACCACUUGCUUGGUGUGAGGAGCGGGACUGGGUUUCCUCAUUACCCUCCGCUCCCUCAGCUGCCUACCGAGUUCCUCUCGCCGUGCCUCGUUUCUCACCCUUUCCCUAAUCGCCUCUAAUAGCUCCAUCCUCUGCCACAUUAACUCCUGCUCCCUCUUCGCCAGUAGCCCCCUUAACCUGGUGGCCUCCUCACCUAAUCGCCCUGUGGCAGCCUCCUGCUGCCCAGUCGCCCAUGCCGUGUGCCCCCCCCUAAAAAAUUCUUGGGGGUGCCUCUCGUCCGUCCAACGAUGGCACUGCUGACGCCGCUGCUCCUCUCUUGUCCAGUCUGCCUGCUCCUGGACACGCUGCUUGGUCCUUUUUAGGUGGGUUUUUCUGUCACGAUCGUCUAAGGAAGCGGACCAAGGCGCAGCGUGUUUAGCGAACAUGUUGACUUUAUUAAAUUAAAGCAACCACGAAACAACAAAACAAAUGACGAUACGUGAAGUCCAAAAGUGACAAUGACUGAACAGGAACAAAAACCCACAAACACAAGGUGAACACAGACAGUUUAAAUAUGGCUCCCAAUCAGAGAUAACGAGCCGACAGCUGACACUCGUUACCUCCGAUUGGGAGUCACUUGACCAAACACGGAAAACACAACCAAUGACAACCCAACCACACAAAACACAACCAAACGAACACACCCUGGCUCAAAAUACAAAGUCCCGGAGCCAGAGCGUGACAUAGACGAAAACCUCCAAGUGACCUUGACAGAAUGUCCUAUGUUUUAAACGUCCUUGGACACAGGAACGUUCUUCCAAUGUUCCAAUGAAACGUGUCUAGAACAUUAAUAUAUGAUAUUCUGAGAACAUGGCAACUAUUGUCUGUGUAUGGUUUGGUGUGACGGAUGGACAAUUCGCCUAACCCUCCGAAAACUGGACACAUUAAUGUUCUCUGUAGCUCAGCUGGUAGAGCACGGCGCUUGUAACGCCAGGGUAGUGGGGUCGAUCCCCGAAACCACCCAUACGUAAAAAUGUAUGCGCACAUGACUGUAAGUCGCUUUGGAUAAAAGCGUCUGCUAAAUGGCAUAUUAUUAUAUAUUAUUAUUCUCGUAACAUCCCAUGAAAUUAAUUAAUAUUAAUAUUUUAUAUAUUAAUGUUAAUAAUGUCUAGAACAUUAACAUAGAAUAUUAUGAGAACAUGGUAACCACGUUCUGGGUAUGUUUUGUUUGACAUUGAGGGAAUGUUCUCCUAACUCUUAACGCCAAAACAUGCUCAAUAGGUUCUCUGGUGGUUUUUGCUAACAUACAUAGAAUGUUCCCCUAACUAACGGAAAACUGGACACUCACACAUCAAAAAAUGUUCUAUCCACCUAGAAUUGUUAGCUGGGAGUCUGGGACCAUGCUGAAAGGGACUGACUACAAUGUCAGCAAAUACACUUCAUUGACUGCUGUGUGACUGUUUUAUGAGGUCAGGUCAUUCCAAUCUCACUGUGUGUCAUAGGACCUGCCCUGAAAGUGCACUGUCAUUGAGUAAUCUAGGUGAAGUUGUCAUUCAGGAAUUGGGAAUCAAGGGAGAAAUUGUGUUAACUCAGCUGGACUGAACUUCAUAAGUUACAAAAUCAGCUAUUUUCUGAAUGUGAAGAUUCGACUUAUUGUCUUGAAAUUCACCCAACCAAUUUGAAUACAGGCUAAAUACAUGUUUCUCUCUCUCUCUCUCUCUCCUAGUUGAAGAGUGUGGACCAGUAUAUCUGCAGUGUGAUGUCUGUGAGUUGGAGGAAGUCUUUAACAGAGAGUCUCCACAGAGCUUACUUCCAGGGCAGGGUCUACUACUCACUCAACGUGCUCAGAGAGGACAUCGAUAACCCGUACGCACACACACACACGCACGCACGCACGCACGCACGCACGCACGCACACACACACACACACACACACACACACACACUGACAUAGUCUCAACCUCUCCUCUCUCAAUCAUUAGACAAUUUACAGAUUUGAAGUGCGUGUGUGUUUUUGCGUCCGUCUGAUUUAAAUGUGUGUGUGUUUCCAGAGACCAGCGGAUCAGUCAGGACACAGAGAGGUUAUGUAAACAGAUGAGUACCAUGGCCAGCAGACUGAUCAUCUCUCCAUUCACCCUGGUCUACUACACCUACCAAUGUUACUACAGGUUAGUACCCUGAUCUACUACACCUACCAAUGUUACUACAGGUUAGUACCCUGAUCUACUACACCUACCAAUGUUACUACAGGUUAGUACCCUGGUCUACUACACCUACCAAUGUUACUACAGGUUAGUACCCUGAUCUACUACACCUACCAAUGUUACUACAGGUUAGUACCCUGAUCUACUACACCUACCAAUGUUACUACAGGUUAGUACCCUGAUCUACUACACCUACCAAUGUUACUACAGGUUAGUACCCUGAUCUACUACACCUACCAAUGUUACUACAGGUUAGUACCCUGGUCUACUACACCUACCAAUGUUACUACAGGUUAGUACCCUGGUCUACUACACCUACCAAUGUUACUACAGGUUAGUACCCUGAUCUACUACACCUACCAAUGUUACUACAGGUUAGUACCCUGAUCUACUACACCUACCAAUGUUACUACAGGUUAGUACCCUGGUCUACUACACCUACCAAUGUUACUACAGGUUAGUACCCUGGUCUACUACACCUACCAAUGUUACUACAGGUUAGUACCCUGAUCUACUACACCUACCAAUGUUACUACAGGUUAGUACCCUGAUCUACUACACCUACCAAUGUUACUACAGGUUAGUACCCUGGUCUACUACACCUACCAAUGUUACUACAGGUUAGUACCCUGGUCUACUACACCUACCAAUGUUACUACAGGUUAGUACCCUGGUCUACUACACCUACCAAUGUUACUACAGGUUAGUACCCUGAUCUACUACACCUACCAAUGUUACUACAGGUUAGUACCCUGAUCUACUACACCUACCAAUGUUACUACAGGUUAGUACCCUGAUCUACUACACCUACCAAUGUUACUACAGGUUAGUACCCUGAUCUACUACACCUACCAAUGUUACUACAGGUUAGUACCCUGAUCUACUACACCUACCAAUGUUACUACAGGUUAGUACCCUGGUCUACCUAUGAGGUACUAAGCUCCUCAGUCUGAUUUGAAUUGGGAAAUUGUCAUUGAAUAAAUUUGCAUAGACAUGACAUGGAUUAGUACUAAUGUUGAUAUGUUAAUUGGUAAGGUUUGGUAUGUGGUUAGCAUGGAAAGCAACAGAAUAGGUUAGGUUUGGUAUGUGGUUAGCAUGGAAAGGUUAGCUGACAAAAAAAGAGAUGUAUGAAUUUUCUAUCCAUCAUUCAUGUCCCAAUCGUCUCCCCUAAUCCCCCUCAAUCUCCGCCCUUUCCCCCCUCAUCUACCACUGUCACACCUCCAUGUCCCCUAAUUCCUGCGGACGCUCCAUCUCCCCCUUUCCCCCCCUCCAUCUACCCCAUACCUUAUCCCCCUCCAUCUCCCCUCAUCCCCAUCUCUCCUCUCCCCCUCCAUCCUCCCCUCAUCCCCUCCAUCUCUCACCCCUCAUCCCCUCCAUCUCCAUCUGCCCCCUCCAUCGUCCCCCUCAUCCCCUCCAUCUCCCCCAUCUAUCCCCAUCCAUCCCAUCUCACCCCCUAACCCACCCUCCACCCCCACCCUCUCCCCCUCAAUCCCCACUCCAUCUCACCCUAUCCCCCCAGCAACCCAGCUGACCCCCCAAUAACCCCCCUCCAUCUCCACCCCAUCCCCAUCACAUACCCCAUCCCCCUCCACCCGCCCCUCAUGCGCCACCACGACCACUCACCAGCCCUCAACAUACUACCCCUCAUGCCCCCCCAUCCAUCUCCAUCUCCCCCUCCAUCUCCCCCUUCAUCUCCCUCUCAUCCCCCCUCCAUCUCCCCCUCCAUCUCCCCCUUCAUCUCCCCCUCCAUCCCCCUCUCCUGCUCUUACCCCUCUCCCCUGUAGCACUGGCUGGAUCGGUCCUGUUAGUAUCUUUGGCUACUUCAUAGUCGGGACUAUCACCAAUAAAAUCCUCAUGGGGCCAAUUGUGUCAACUCUGUUUGAACAGGAGAAACUGGAGGGAGACUUCAGGUACAGGAAUGAUAUAUACACCCUCUCUGUUUGUAUGUAAUUGGCAAACAUACUGCCAAAUGUGUUACCUUGUAAUAUUAUAGAUAAAUAGGAUAUGGGACAUGAUGUGCUGUCAUUUCACGUGACAUUUUUAAGUGAAGUGACCUCUGACGUGACUUUGGGUUUUUACUUCCAGGUUCAAGCACAUGCAAAUCCGGUCCAACGCAGAGUCUGCUGCCUUCUACAGGUCAGUGAAACACAAGUGAGCCACAUGGGUUGGACUGUGAUAUGAUCUAUCCGUCUUGUGUCUAUGCAUUAAGAUUUAGUGGUCUGUGCUGUUGGAGCUGAAUACAGAGCUGGUAAGACUUAGAAAGGUAAAUCAAAUCAAAUUUUAUUGGCCACAUGCGCCGAAUACAACAGGUGCAGACAUUACAGUGAAAUGCUUACUUACAGCCCUUAACCAACAGUGUAUUUAUUUUUAAUAAAAAAAGUAGAAUAAAACAACAAAAAAGUGUUGAGAAAAAAAGAGCAGAAGUAAAAUAAAAUAACAGUAGGGAGGCUAUAUAUACAGGGGGGUACCGUUGCAGAGUCAAUGUGCGGGGGCACCGGCUAGUUGAGGUAGUUGAAGUAAUAUGUACAUGUGGGUAGAGUUAAAGUGACUAUGCAUAAAUAAUUAACAGAGUAGCAGCAGCGUAAAAGGGUGGGGGUGGGGGGGCAGUGCAAAUAGUCUGGGUAGCCAUGAUUAGCUGUUCAGGAGUCUAAUGGCUUGGGGGUAGAAGCUGUUGAGAAGUCUUUUGGAAUACCUGUCAAUUUGUGGAAAAAUCACCCUGAUGAACUCUUUAGUAUUAUCCCAGUUUACCUAUUUGCUUAUGGCUUUGCCUACGCCUAGCGAACAGUUUUUUAAAUGAUAUGAGAAAAAAAUAUUCCAUUUUAUUUGGAACGGCAAGCCAGACAAAAUUAAACAGGCCUAUUUAUAUAAUGAAUAUGAAUUCGGAGGACAGAAAUUAUUAAAUAUUAAAGCAGUAGACCUAUCACUAAAAGCUUCAGUCAUACAAAAGUUAUACUUAAAUCCGAACUGGUUCUCUAGCAAAUUAGUAAGAUUGUCUCACCCAAUGUUCAAGAAUGGCCUUUUUACCUUUAUUCAGAUUACAACCUCUCACUUUCAGUUAUUUGAAAAGGAGAUCAUCUCCCAAAUAUCACUAUUUCUAAAACAAGCCAUAGAAAGUUGGUUGCAAUUCCAAUUUAAUCCUCCAGAAACGACAGAACAAAUAAUGCAACAAAUAUUGUGGUUAAACUCAAAUAUACUAAUUGACAAAAACCCUUUUUUUUUUGACAACAUAAAAAAAAAGGUAUAAUCUUUGUAAAUGAUAUCAUCGGUAGGACUGGUGGAGUUAUGUCGCACAUGCAGCUAACAAAAACAUAUGGAAAUGUCUGCUCUACCCAAAAUUACAACCAAAUAAUUGCAGCCUUACCACAAAAAUGGAAGAGGAAAGUGGAAGUGGGAGAAAGUAAGGAACUUGUCUGUCGGCCUUGCAAUUAAAGAACAUAAUUGGUUAAAGAAAACUGUGAUAAAUAAAAAAGUAUAUCAGUGUAAUUUAAGGACCAAAGGAUUGACAGCCGUCCCAUAUAGAUUGCAAAAUAGUUGGGAAGAGAUUUUUGACGUACCGAUCCCAUGGCAUAGUGUUUAUGAACUGAUACGCAAAACGACACCGGAUUCAAAACUUAUAAUCUUUCUAUUUAAAUUAUUAUAUAAAAUUCUUGCUACCAACAUAAUGUUAUUUAUAUGGGGGAUACAAUCUUCCCAGCUCUGCAGAUUUUGCUGCGAAGAGACAGAAUCAUUAGAUCAUUUGUUUUGGUACUGUCCAUUUGUAGCUUGUUUUUGGUCACAGGUCCAGGAAUGGCUAAAGGAUUGCAAUAUUUACCUGGAGCUAACCCUGCAGAUAGCAUUACUGGGUGAUCUGAAAAGUCAUAGUCAAUCAAUCAAUAACAUAAUAAUACUUUUAGCAAAAAUGUUUAUUUUCGGUUCGCAAUCUGUAGAAACAAUGAUAAUAGAAAGGUUCAGAACUUUUGUAAGACAUCACAGUACAGUUGAAAUAUAUAUGGCAAAUAGAAAUCCUAUAAGGAUGGUGUUAAAAGAUAGAUGGGAGGUGUUGAAUGGAAUUGAAGGAUGGGACUAAUAACAACUAACAACAAAUAAUAACAAGAUAACUAAUAAUGUAAGCAUACUGUGUCCAUAAUAAGUAUAUAGGUUGUAGGUUGGGAGCUUUUGUGAAAGAGCACAGUUAGAAAGAUAUGGCAUAUAGAAGCGAACCGGAUGGACAUCAUGAAAAUGAUCGGAGAGGUUGAGAGUAGAGGAAGUUCAGGAGAAAAAAACAAACAAAAUAUAAUGAUUGUAAAAUUGACUGUGUCCAUAAAAUGUAGAUAGUAGGUAUAAGCUGGAAGUAGAGGCCUAAGCAUUGUUGUUCACUAGUUUACUCCAAGUAGGGAAGGGGUGGUGGGGUUGGAAAGUAAUAAAGGGGAAUAUAUAUAUAUUUUUAAAGGAUAUGUAUGUGUAUGUAUGUAUGUAUGUAUGUGUGUAUAUAUAUAUAUAUAUAUAUAUAUAUAUAUAUAUAUAUAUACAUGGGGGAUUGGAAGUGAUGCAGACAAUUUCAUUGAUGGAAGUUACAAUCUAUCUGCAAUAUGAAGCUGAUCUACCCCCCCCAAAAAAAAAAAAUACUUAGUGGUCUGUGCUGUUGAACCUGAAUACAGAGCUGGUAAGGUGGAACACAUGAGGACAGACAGGAGACUGCAGACCCUGCUGCGCUGCCAGAAGAGUCUGAUGAACAAAGAACUCUGGCUGUACAGUAAGGACACACACCUGCAUGUACACACACACACACACACACACACACACACACACACACGUACGUCUGAUUGUGUUUAAAAUGACAUUUGAGUUCUCUAGAAUUCUCCAAAUGCAAAUGGUGGGAUCUAAACAACUCUUUUCUCCCCUCUCCUCCUCUCCUCUGUUCUGCUGUCCUCUCCUCUCUCAGUUGGAGUGAACACCUUUGACUACCUGGGUGGUAUCCUCAGCUACAUUGUUAUCUCCAUCCCCAUCUUCACUGGUGUUUAUGACAACCUCAGUCCAGGGGAGCUCAGUGCUCUCAUCAGUAAGGUACAGUAGUCCAGGGGAGCUCAGUGCUCUCAUCAGUAAGGUACAGUAGUCCAGGGGAGCUUAGUGCUCUCAUCAGUAAGGUACAGUAGUCCAGGGGAGCUCAGUGCUCUCAUCAGUAAGGUACAGUAGUCCAGGGGAGCUCAGUGUCCUCAUCAGUAAGGUACAGUAGUCCAGGGGAGCUCAGUGCUCUCAUCAGUAAGGUACAGUAGUCCAGGGGAGCUCAGUGCUCUCAUCAGUAAGUUACAGUAGUCCAGGGGAGCUCAGUGCUCUCAUCAGUAAGGUACAGUAGUCCAGGGGAGCUCAGUGCUCUCAUCAGUAAGGUACAGUAGUCCAGGUGACAGUGUCCUCAUCAGUAAAGUACAGUAGUCCAGGGGACAGUGUCCUCAUCAGUAAGGUACAGUAGUCCAGGGGAGCUCAGUGCUCUCAUCAGUAAGGUACAGUAGUCCAGGGGACAGUGUCCUCAUCAGUAAAGUACAGUAGUCCAGGGGACAGUGUCCUCAUCAGUAAGGUACAGUAGUCCAGGGGACAGUGUCCUCAUCAGUAAGGUACAGUAGUCCAGGGGACAGUGUCCUCAUCAGUAAGUUACAGUAGUCCAGGGGAGCUCAGUGUCAUCAUCAGUAAGGUACAGUAGUCCAGGGGACAGUGUCCUCAUCAGUAAGUUACAGUAGUCCAAGGGAGCUCAGUGUCCUCAUCAGUAAGGUACAGUAGUCCAGGGGAGCUCAGUGCUCUCAUCAGUAAGGUACAGUAGUCCAGGUGACAGUGCUCUCAUCAGUAAGGUACAGUAGUCCAGGGGACAGUGUCCUCAUCAGUAAUGUACAGUAGUCCAGGGGACAGUGUCCUCAUCAGUAAUGUACAUUAGUCUAGGGGACAGUGUCCUCAUCAGUAAGGUACAGUAGUCCAGGGGAGCUCAGUGCUCUCAUUAGUAAGGUACAGUAGUCCAGGGGACAGUGUCCUCAUCAGUAAGUUACAGUAGUCCAGGGGAGCUCAAUGUCCUCAUCAGUAAGGCACAGUAGUCCAGGGGACAGUGUCCUCAUCAGUAAGGUACAGUAGUCCAGGGGACAGUGUCCUCAUCAGUAAGUUACAGUAGUCCAGGGGAGCUCAGUGUCCUCAUCAGUAAGGUACAGUAGUCCAGGGGAGCUCAGUGCUCUCAUCAGUAAGGUACAGUAGUCCAGGGGACAGUGUCCUCAUCAGUAAGGUACAGUAGUGCAGGGGAGCUCAGUGCUCUCAUCAGUAAGGUACAGUAGUCCAGGGGAGCUCAGUGCUCUCAUCAGUAAGUUACAGUAGUCCAGGGGACAGUGUCCUCAUCAGUAAGGUACAGUAGUCCAGGGGAGCUCAGUGUCCUCAUCAGUAAGUUACAGUAGUCCAGGGGACAGUGUCCUCAUCAGUAAGGUACAGUAGUCCAGGGGAGCUCAGUGCUCUCAUCAGUAAGGUACAGUAGUCCAGGGGACUGUCACUAUCUUUUCCCCUCUCUCUCCACAGUUGACUUGUUGUCUCUGUGGUCCUCUGUGGUCCUCUGUGGUCCUCUGUAGCUCAGCUGGUAGAGCACGGCGCUUGUAACGCCAAGGUAGUGGGUUCGAUCCCCGGGACCACCCAUACACAAAAAAAAAAAGAAUGUAUGCACGCAUGACUGUAAGUCGCUUUGGAUAAAAGCGUCUGCUAAAUGGCAUAUUAUUAUUGUCUCUAUGCCCUCAGUAUUGUCAUUACAGCCUCUGUCCUCUGGGUGGCAGUAUAUAAUGUACCAUCUGAUUUACUUUAAAAAGGUCUCUGUAUGUAAUGUCCUGUCCUGGACAGGAAGAGAACAGAGCAGGUGUAUAGGUUCAAGGAGUUCCUGAACUGGGGGACCUUUAUACUCCUUUUGUCAAUACUUUCUCUUAUUCUGCCUUGCAGUGUUUGACCCCAUAGUCACAAAUCUCUCUCUCUUCCUCUGUCUCUCUCUCUUCCUCUGUCUCUCUCUCUCUUCCUCUGUCUCUCUCUCUUCCUCUGUCUCCCUCUCUCUUCCUCUGUCUCUCUCUCUCCUCUUCUCUCUCUCUCUUCUCUGUCUCUCUCUCCUCUGUCUCUCUCUCUCUUCUCCUCAUGUAUCUCUUCUCUCUUCUCUGUCUCUCUCUCUCUUCUCUGUCUCUCUCUCUCUUCUCUGUCUCUCUCCUCCUUCCUCUGUGCUAUCUUAUUUCCUCUGUGUCUCUCUCUUCUUCUCUGUCUCUCUUCUCUUUCUCUGUCUCUCCUCUUCCUCUGUCUUCUCUCUCUUCCUUGUUCUCAAUCUUCUUCUCUGUAUCUCUCUCUCUUCCUCUGUCUCUCUAUCUCUUUACUGUUCUCUUCUCUUCCUCUGUCUCUCUCUCUCUUCCUCUGUCUCUCUCUCUCUUCCUCUGUCUCUCUCUCUCUUCCUCUGUCUCUCUCUCCUCUUCCUCUGUCUCUAUCUCUCUUCCUCUGUCUCUCCCUUUCCCAGAAUGCCUUUGUAUGUAUCUACUUGAUAAACUGCUUUACUCAGCUAAUAGACAUCUCACCACUUGUCAGACGUGGCUGGAUACACCCACAGGUAACAUUACGCAUACUCAUCAAACAUGUGUGUGUGUGUGUGUGAGUGUGUGUGUGUGUGUGUGUGUGUGUUGUGUGUGUGUGUGUGUGUGUGUGUGGUGUGGUGUGUGUGUGUGUGUGCGCGCUUGCGUGUGUGUGUGUUGUGUGUGUGGUGUGUGUGUGAGUGUGUGUGUGUGAGUGUGUGUGUGUUGUGUGUGUGUGUGUGUGUGUGUGUGUGGUGUGAGUGAUUGAGUGUGAGUGUGGUGUGUGCGCAGCGUUGCGUGUGUGUGUGUGUGUGUGUGUGUGUGGUGUGUGUGUGUGUGUGUGUGUGUGUGUGUGUGUGGUGUGUGGAGAGUGUGGUGAGUGAGUGAGUGAGUGAGUGAGUGAGUGAGUGAGUGAGUGUGUGUGUGUGUGUGUGCGCGCUUGCGUGUGUGUGUGUGUGUGUGUGUGUGUGUGCGCGCUUGCGUGUGUGUGUGUGUGUGUGUGUGUGUGUGUGUGGUGAGUGUGUGUGUGCGCGCUUGCGUGUGUAGUAACACCCAGAAGCUCGUUGUCAUUAUGUGUGUGUGUGUGUUGUGUUCAGGAUUGGAGAGCUGAGGGAAGUAAUGGAUGAUAUCUUGAGGACCCAGUGUGACUACGACCCCGCAUCAGGAGAUUCCUACGACUUUGACAGGUAAAAACAGCUGCAGUAUGUUCCAUUAAGAUGGCUUCCAUGCUCCAGAGUACUCAAACAGAGCACAGAAAUGAGUUUUGAAGGUCGGAUUACGAGUGCACAAUCACAAAACGGAGAAUGCUGAAAGGGACAUAGCUAAAGAUUCUCUCCUCUCCUACAUGUGACAUUUUUACAAUUUAGUCAUUUAGCAGAGAUCGACUUACAGGAGCAAUUAGGGUUAAGUGCCUUGCUCAAGGGCACAUAGACCUUUGGGUUACUGGCACAAUGCUCUUAACCACUAGGCUACCUGCUGCCUCCUCUUCAACGCUCUUCACCUCCCCCUCCCCUCCCCUCAUCUCCCCUCCCCUCCCCUCCCCUCCCCUCAUCUCCCCUCCCCUCCUCUCCCCUCGCCUUGCAGUGACAGGGUCCACGGUGGUCCAGCAGACACAGCCUUCAUCCUGGACUGUGUGUCCUACAAGAGUCCCUUCUCUGAGCAGCUGCUGGUUGAAGAGCUGAGUCUCAAGAUCAGCCAGGGCUCCCAUCUGUUGGUGGUGGGGAACACAGGUAGGGAUAGACAGGUAUAUUAUAAUAUACAGGUAGAGGUAGACAGGUGUAUUAUAAUAUACAGGUAGAGGUAGACAGGUAUAUUAUAAUAUACGGUAGAGGUAGACAGGUAUAUUAUAAUAUACAGGUAGACGGUAGACAGGUAUAUUAUAAUAUACGGUAGGGUAGACCGUAUACUUAUAUAUACGGUAGACAGGACAGGUUAUUUAAUAUACAGUUAGGGGGAGACAGGUAUUUAUAAUAUACAGGUAGAGUAGACAGGUAUAUUAUAAUAGUACAGUAGGGUUGACAGGUAUAUUAUAAUUACAGGUAGGGGUAGACAGAUAUUAUAAUAGGUACAGUGUUAUAAAUACAGGUAGACGGACAGGUAUAUAUAUAUACAGGUAGGGGUAGACAGGUAUAUUAUAAUAUACAGGUAGGGUAGACAGGUAUAUUAUAAUAUACAGGUAGGGGUAGACAGGUAUAUUAUAAUAUACAGGUAGUGUUGGACAGGUAUAUUAUAAUAUACAGGUAGGGGUAGACAGAAUAUACAGGUAGGGGUAGACAGGUAUAUUAUAAUAUACAGGUAGACAGGACAGGUAUAAUAUAAUAUACAGGUAGGUGGACAGGUAUAUUUAAUAUACAGGUAGGGGUAGACAGGUGUAUUAUAAUACAGGUAGAGGUAGACAGUGUAUUAUAAUAUACAGGUAGACAGGACAGGUAUAUUAUAAUAUACAGGUAGGGGUAGACAUGUAUAUUAUAAUACACAGGUAGGGUAGACAGGUAUAUUAUAAUAUACAGGUAGGGGUAGACAGGUAUAUUAUAAUACACAGGUAGGGGUAGACAGGUAUAUUAUAAUAUACAGGAAGGGGUAGACAGGUAUAUUAUAAUAUACAGGUAGAGGUAGACAGGUGUAUUAUAAUAUACAGGUAGAGGUAGACAGGUGUAUUAUAAUAUACAGGUAGACAGGACAGGUAUAUUAUAAUAUACAGGUAGGGGUAGACAUGUAUAUUAUAAUAUACAGGAAGGGGUAGACAGGUAUAUUAUAAUAUACAGGUAGAGGUAGACAGGUGUAUUAUAAUAUACAGGUAGAGGUAGACAGGUGUAUUAUAAUAUACAGGUAGAGGUAGACAGGUAUUAUAAUAUACAGGUAGACAGGACAGGUAUAUUAUAAUAUACAGGUAGGGGUAGACAUGUAUAUUAUAAUAUACAGGUAGGGGUAGACAGGUAUAUUAUAAUACACAGGUAGGGGUAGACAGGUAUAUUAUAAUAUACAGAUAGACAGGACAGGUAUAUUAUAAUAUACAGGUAGACAGGACAGGUAUAUUAUAAUAUACAGGUAGACAGGACAGGUAUAUUAUAAUAUACAGGUAGACAGGACAGGUAUAUUAUAAUAUACAGGUAGGGGUAGACAUGUAUAUUAUAAUAUACAGGUAGACAGGACAGGUAUAUUAUAAUAUACAGGUAGACAAGACAGGUAUAUUAUAAUAUACAGGUAGGGGUAGACAUGUAUAUUAUAAUAUACAGGUAGGGGUAGACAGGUAUAUUAUAAUAUACAGGUAGGGGUAGACAGGUAUAUUAUAAUAUACAGGUAGAGGUAGACAGGUAUAUUAUAAUAUACAGGUAGGGUAGACAGGUAUAUUAUAAUAUACAGGUAGGGGUAGACAGUGUAUUAUAAUAUACAGGUAGAGGUAGACAGGUAUAUUAUAAUAUACAGGUAGGGUAGACAGGUGUAUUAUAAUAUACAGGUAGAGGUAGACAGGUAUAUUAUAAUAUACAGGUAGGGGUAGACAGGUGUAUUAUAAUAUACAGGUAGAGGUAGACAGGUAUAUUAUAAUAUACAGGUAGACAGGACAGGUAUAUUAUAAUAUACAGGUAGGGGUAGACAGUAUUAUAAUAUACAGGUAGCAGUACAGGUAUAUUAUAAUAUACAGGUAGACAGACAGGUAUAUUAUAAUAUACAGGUAGGGGUAGACAUGUAUAUUAUAAUAUACAGGUAGGGGUAGACAGGUAUAUUAUAAUAUACAGGUAGGGGUAGACAGGUAUAUUAUAAUAUACAGGUAGGGGUAGACAUGUAUAUUAUAAUAUACAGGUAGACAGGACAGGUAUAUUAUAAUAUACAGGUAGGGGUGGACAGGUAUAUUAUAAUAUACAGGUAGACAGGACAGGUGUAUUAUAAUAUACAGGUAGGGGUGGACAGGUAUAUUAUAAUAUACAGGUAGGGGUGGACAGGUAUAUUAUAAUAUACAGGUAGGGGUGGACAGGUAUAUUAUAAUACACAGGUAGUGGUGGACAGGUAUAUUAUAAUAUACAGGUAGGAGUAGACAGGUAUAUUAUAAUAUACAGGAAGGGGUAGACAGGUAUAUUAUAAUAUACAGGUAGAGGUAGACAGGUGUAUUAUUACAUUUACAUUUUACAUUUUAGUCAUUUAGCAGACGCUCUUAUCCAGAGCGACUUACAGGAGCAAUUAGGGUUAAGUGCCUUGCUCAAGGGCACAUUUACGUCAUUUAGCAGACACUCUUAUCCAGAGCGACUACAAAUUGGUGCAUUCACCCUAUAGCCAGUGGGAUAACCACUUUACAAUUAUAUAUAUAUAUAUAUUUUUUUUUUGGGGGGGGGGGGGGGGGUAGAAGGAUUACUUUAUCCAAACAUUCCAUAACUGCAGGUGGCAGUAAAUCGCCAACCUUACGCUUUAUACCUGUUCAAACAACACACUCCAGGUGGCAGUAUGCCACCCUUUCAGUUGGUUUACCAACUCAUAGAUAUAGUAGAAGAAUAAAAUCUACUACUUCAAAAUGGAGAUGGCCUCAAUGGCACAUGCUGUCACAGACACCAUAAUGGGACAGAUACAAAGAAGAGUCGUCUAACUACGUCUAUGGUUCAACCCUAAACACAGGCACUGGUAAGACCUCCCUACUGAGGGUCCUGAACCGCUUGUGGGAGGCCGACAGCGGCUAUGUCCAGAUGACGUCGUGUUUCGGUCCCAGGGGAAUACUCUUUCUGCCUCAGAAACCCUACCUAACUGACGGAACGCUCAGAGAACAGGUAGGCACUACAUUACCCAGAAACCCUACCUAACUGACGGAACGCUCAGAGAACAGGUAGGCACUACAUUACCCAGAAACCCUACCUAACUGACGGAACGCUCAGAGAACAGGUAGGCACUACAUUGCCCAGAAGCCUUACCUAACUGACGGAACGCUAACUGAGAACGGUUAGAUAACAUUUAAUUUGUUUGUUUGUUCAUUCAUACUUUGCUCACAACCCUACUCACCAGUUGAGGAAGAGCUGACUAGUUGAGGAAGAGCUGACUAGUUGAGGAAGAGCUGACUAGUGCAAUAGAAUUUAACUAACUUAUUUUUUCUCUCUCUUCAACAGGUGAUCUACCCUCUGAAGGAGAUCUACCCUCUAUCAGGUAUCGUCUUGUGAAAUAGCAUUCUCAGGGCCCCAUUUUGACAUUUAAGAGAAAGUGUCACUAGGAGGCUUCUCCUAGUUCAAACCUUCUCCGUGUUUUUUUCACAGGGUCAGUGGAUGACGAGAGAAUCAUACAGUACCUGGAACUAGCUGGAGUGGUGAGUGUAUAUUAGCAUACUUACGGUCUCACUCUGUACGCUUUUACUAUAUUUACGGUUAUUCUAAGGUUCUGUGUCUGAACUUGAACCCUCUCUGAUGUUCUAGUCUAGUAUCCUGAAGAGGACAGGAGGACUGGAUGAGCCUGUGGACUGGAACUGGUAAGAAACAAACAAAUGGCAAAUGUGGUCUGACUGUCUUGUAGCUUUAGUACUACAUAUACAGUCAGGUCCAACAUGAUGGGCACCCUUGAUAAAGACUGUAAAAUAAACAAUACAAAUACUGAGCUAUAUUGUAUGCUAAGACUAAUACAAUACAAUUGGUUAGAGAAAGAGAUAUUGUUUAACAAGUAAUAAAAACAAUCUAAAAAAAGAUAGCUGUAUUUGUUAUUUUAUCAAGGGUGCCAAUAAUGUCGGACCUGACAGUACGUAGGGCUUUAGAUGGUGGACUGUAAAUGGCUGACUUCCUGUCUCUGCAGGUAUGAUGUUCUGUCUCCAGGGGAGAUGCAGAGGCUUUGCUUUGCACGCCUCUUUUACCUGCAGCCUAAAUACGCAGGUCUGUACCCUACCCACAUUACCAUCGAUGCUAACCAUAUGAUACAAUGCAUCUUUAAACUCAUGAAGAGUGUAAUGACUACAUUAGAGCUAAGGUGGAGAUAAUUCAACUUCGGUUGAUUCAAGACAUCAAAUACAAAAUUCAGUGUAUAAACAGGAACUCUGGCUCUUUUUGUCAGUGCUAACUCCGUGUGUGUGUGUGUGUGUGUGUGUGUGUGUGUGUGUGUGUGUGUGUGUGUGUGUGUGUGUGUGUGUGUGUGUGUGUGUGUGUGCCAGUGUUGGAUGAGGCGACCAGUGCCCUGACGGAGGAGGCAGAGGGGCAGAUGUACCGAACAUGUAAGCAGCUGGGAAUGACCCUGGUCAGCCUGGGACACCGCAGCAGCCUGGAGAAGGUACACAAGUUGACAUAAGCUUUAUGUAGUGCUUAUUCAUGUGUUUUGUAGUGCUUAUGUAUGUGUUAUGAAUGUGUUAUGAAGGGUUAUGAAUGUGUUAUGAAGGAUUAUGAAUGUGUUAUUAAGUCCUUUCUGACUGUUCCCCCUGCAGUACCAUGACGUCUCGUUGAAACUGUGUGGAGAGGGACGCUGGGAGCUGACCAAGCUAAAAUAGGAGUGAUGCUUGAAAUAAUGACUGGCCACAACCCAACCAAAACACAACCACAUUUUUUUAGAUUUAGUCUUAGUCAUUUUGACUAAAUUUUUUACAUUUUAGUCAU